AUGAAGCAGCAGCAGUUCAGCAGCAGUGUGCGCCUCCGCGCCCCGCCCCGCCGGCAGUACAGGGCGGCGGCGGCGGGGCCGCACAAUGCGACAGGUGCAGACCUCCCGACCAGCUUUGCUGCAAUCAUGGCGACCCACUUCAGCUUUCACAGCCCGCUUGCGAAGCACCUACACAAAGCCGCUGCAACACCUGUUGAUGGCGUCUCCCAACGCCUGCCGGGCAGCGAACGCCGCGCAGCGCCUUCAAGCAUUACCAGCAUCGACGCCGCGCUGCCGCGGGGUGGCGAGCCGCUGGGAGUGUCCUCGCCCAGCAGCACUGGCAGGCCCUUUCGGCUGGGCCCCGGCAGCCCAGGAGCCAGCAGCGCUCUGCAAUCAACCGCCGACAGCGCUGUGCGGGGCCAGGCAGGCAGUGACGGCGACCUGCCGGCGGCGGCUCAGCUUGGCGCCGCCCGCGUCACCACUCGCUUCACCGGCGCCGCCGAGCCUGUAUUUGCCGUGGACGAGGGCCCAGCAGCGGCGCUGCAGGAAAUGGCAGCCAGCAAGCAGCGUGCGGCGGUGGCGGCGGCAGCAGCAGCCAUGCAGUCACCAGCAGCAGCACCGCGGCCCGGCGGCAGGAGUGGUGUGCCCGCCCUGACAACACCCAUGGGCAGGUUUUCUGCCUCGGCAGCAUCUGCAGCAGCAGCAGCGACGGCGGCCACGCCUCCACAAAGCGGCGGCAGCAUCGGCAUCCAAUCGCAGCUCAGAAGCUCUUUCAAGCAGCAGGCACAGCAGCUGCUCCUGCACCGGCAGGGUGCCGCCAUGCCGGCCCUGGGUGCCACCCCCGCGGGCCUCGCUGCCGCCGGCAACGCCACGCAGCGGCACCGGCCGCUGCUGCAGCGCCAGCAGCAGCAGCAGGCGCCGCCGCCGCCCGCCGCGUCGCUAGAGGAUGCGCUGGGGCAGCUUCAGCUGGGGAGCAGCCUGGCUGCGGCCGCCGCAACCGCCACGCCAGGCCUUACGCUGCGCAGCAGGGGCCUGUUCAGCCUGCCGAGCACGCCGCUGGGCACGCCGCGAGCGGCGGCGGCAGGAGGGGCUGCAGGGCCGCCCGCGGAAGGCGCCGCCGCUCAGCGCAUGGCCGCCGCUGCAACGCCUGCCCCCCGCGGCGAGCAGCAGCGGUUGCUGGAGUCCCAGCCUCAGCAGCAGCAGCAGCAGGCCCUCUGGUCACCCAUGCUGCCGCCAGCGGCGGCGCCCGGUGCAGCCCAGGGCGCCGGCCUGUUGCGGACAGUGCGCAGGACGCCGGGUGGUGGCCGGCAGGAGGGCAGGAGCCGGCAGCCGGAGGCGGCAACACCGCAGGCAGCGCCCGGCGCCGCAGCGGCGUCGACCGCAGCCGCGACGCCGCAGCCGGGCGCGGGUCCUGGGGCAGAGUUGGCAGGGGACCCUGCUCAGCUGCGGCGGCAGCUGCAGGCGGUGGCGCCAGAGCUGACGGUGACCCUGCCGCCGCUGCCGGCAGCCGCCGGGCCCGGCGGCGCCGCGGCGCAGCGGCAGCGCCCAGCGGCAGUCGCAGACCGAGCAGCGGCCGAGGGCCUUUUGUCGCGCAUGGCUCGGCUGCAGGCGGCAGCGGCAGAGCUGCUGCAGGAGCAAGCUACCGCAACCAAGUGCACCUUUGCAGCUGCCGACUUGCGUGGCUUGAUGGCAGCAGUGAGCCCAGGGGCUGCCAGCUCGGCGCUAGUUGUUGCCCGGCAGCAGGAGGCCGAGAAGCAGCAGCAGCGGCAACAGCAGCAGCAGCGGCGGGGGUCGAGCGCUGCCGCUGCGCAGCGGCUGGCGCAGCUGCGGCAGCUGCAGGCGGCCGGCUCGCAGCUGGCGUCGCAGCUGGCCUGA
Messenger RNA from Chlorella variabilis, 1854 nucleotides. RefSeq lists its product as hypothetical. The transcript is spliced from 3 exons. Bases 1 to 1854 code for a protein of 617 amino acids. NCBI's taxonomy places the organism in Eukaryota, Viridiplantae, Chlorophyta, Trebouxiophyceae, Chlorellales, Chlorellaceae. The record is from RefSeq and is a predicted model, not a curated record.